AUGUCAACCUCAACCUCGGCUACCGAUUUGAAAGCUAUCGUGAAAGAAGGAUAUGACGCGAUAGCUCCAAAAUACCACAGUUGGGCUGCUCCGCGAUUGACACAAAAGCGAACAGAAUACAUCGAGAGACUCGGGAAAUCGUUGCCCAAAGGUUCGAAAGUCCUUGAGCUGGGAUGCGGCGCUGGGUUACCUGCAACACAACAGUUGGUCGAUCAGGGUUUUGAGGUACUCGGCGUUGACAUCUCAUCCUCUCAAUUGGCUCUCGCCAAGGAGCAUGUACCCAGAGCACAGUUCAUGCAAGGAGAUAUGACGGCAAUUGAAUUCGAGAAAGGCUCAUUCAACGCAGUCAUGGCCUUCUAUUCCCUAUUCCAUCUCCCGCGCGACGAACACGGGCCUAUGCUGAAAAAGAUGGUCGACUGGCUGAAGCCGGGGGGCUGGGUGUUGUUCAAUCUGCACACGGAUGAGAAGGAUCACAUGAGGGAUGAUUGGAUGGGUGUAAAGAUGUUUUCGACUGGCCUAGGGAUCGAAGGUAACAGGCAGAUGCUGGUGGAGUAUGGGGCGGGAUUGAUAGACGUGGAAGACGUGAUUGACAAAGAGUUCGUUGGAAGGUUUGAGGAGGACUUUCAUUGGAUAUGCGCCAAGAAAAGCUUUUGA
Molecule: messenger RNA, 654 nt
Organism: Lentinula edodes (shiitake mushroom)
Lineage: Eukaryota; Fungi; Basidiomycota; Agaricomycetes; Agaricales; Omphalotaceae
Product: S-adenosyl-L-methionine-dependent methyltransferase
Exons: 1
Coding region: 1-654 (217 amino acids)
Source: RefSeq, a predicted model, not a curated record